ACGUGGCAGUCCACUUUCCACGUCUGUCAAUAUAGUGGGUAGGCACGUGGCCUUGGGAAUAGUCAAAAACCCAAUCGCCACCAGCCGCGCAAAUCGCCCAAAUAAAACCCAAUUGCCACUAUUCAGAUCUAAACCGCCUAUUCAAAAAUUUUCGUCGUCUUCUUCGCGAAAAACUCUCAAGAACCCUAGGUCUCUCUCUUUCAAAUUCUCACUCAAAUUUCUGAGAAAAUGAAGGUUGUCGGCGCUAAUAUUCACUUCCAGAAGUUAGAAGCCAAGUGCUCUUCACCAACAUUCUUUCAAAGCUAUCUGGAGAUGAUAACCGCUCAAGAACUCUCCGAAUUUCUUCAAAUGGAGAUUCGCCUCAAAUUUGAAGAAGAAGUUCUUGAAUUCUACAGAAAUGGAGAGGUCAAGACUGUUCAUUCAAAGAAGGACCCACAGAGGACGUUUCCAGUCAUCAAGUCCACUGUUGGAGGUACAAAAGUGAAGCUUUCGCAGAAGAAAUUGGGAGAAAAGCUUCGCCUUCCCAAUUCUGGAGUUGAAAUUGGGAAAUUUCCAGUCAAAAAUCUGGACUGGAACAUCAUUGGAAUCUCUAGGCAAAUUCCUUCUGCCCCAGCGAAGAAAGCAGAUCUGAACAACGACUACAAGUUAGUUUUGGAACUGGUCAUCGCUUGCCUCGAGUGUGGAAGCGGAGGUCAUGCCGAUGACAUCACACAGGAGAGAGCCUUCAUCAUCAACGCUCUAAUUACCCAAUCUAAGUCUACGGGUGCUGCUUCUAAAGGAAAGAAGUAUGAAGAAAGAUAUUGGUUAUACUAUCUGUCUUCAAAAGGGGAAAACAGAACUGGUGCUAGUGUCACUGCAGAGGAAAGCUCAUCAGAUAAUGUCCCACUCAUCCAUAUGGCGAAGACUGCCAAAAGGAAGCAAGUGUUGUCUCCCUCCAUUAGUGUUGAAGCACCACAGAACCUCGCUCUGGUCAAUGUGGAAGAAGCAGAAGAAGUCUCUGUCCAAGGAGAACUUCAAAGGAAGAAGAAGAGGAAACUCUCCUCUCCCUCAACAUCUGGAUAUGUCAACUCGGAUAAGUUGAAGGAGAAGGAACCUGCUGAGGAAACCUCUGCCCACAACCGGAGUCCUCAACAACUUGAAGAAGAAAUCCCUCAAGUACAAAGCCUUCCAACCUCCUCACCUCAACCUCAAAUGGAUGAUGCUGAUAACCAAUUCUGGCAGCUCUACUAUGAUUGGAGAGCAUGGAAAGUUGGAAAUUCAGCAGAGCAACUGAUGGAUUGGGACCAACAGCUGAAGAAUGAGAAGAUCAUCAAGAAAUGCUUAGGAAUACCAGUCAACCAUAGCUGUGAAGAAAUCUUGGAUGACUACUGGGUAUGGCAAAGGAACCAUGAAGACCUGCAUCUGGAAUACCUAGCCAACUCACCAAUUUCAGAAUUUGAAGUAGAUGAUGAAGAUCCUUUAGUCUACAAACCAGUCUUCUCUAAAGCCACAGAAGAACAGGUGGUUCUCACUUCUGAAGCACAAGCUAUUUUGGAAGCAACAGCUGAGGACUUCCAAACAUUUCCAGAAACCUCACCUGCUCUUCAGGAAAUCUCACAUGCUUCUGAAAUGGUUCUGACUGAAGCUGUCCAAGAGAAGGCAGCCUCUCCCCCACAAGAACAAAACCAGAAAACAACAGAAGAAGAAGAAUCUCAGCAACCAAUCCAAUCUCAAGCUUUAGAGAUUCUCACAACUUCUUGUGAGAUCUCCAAUCACACUGGAACUGAGAUCCCGGAGAAGUCAGCAGAAAUUCUGGAACAGUCAACUUUUCCAGAUACAAAUGAAGAGGAGCAAGCUGUAGAAGUCCAAAGGAAUUCUGGAGAAGCUGAGAAGGAAACUCAAAUGGCAGAACUGGAGUUCUCUAAAACUCCAAUAGCCAUUCUUGAAGAACAAAAUGAAGCUGAAGAUAGUGAUUCCCUCUCUAGAUAUAUAUCGAAUUUUGUGCUUGAUGAAGCAGAAGGAGAAUCUGAGAGAACAUUAAAGAUCACUGAUGAAGAAGAUGUACAAGAAGAUGCCGAAUCUCUUCCUAUGCAACUGUUUCAAAGAACACCCUCUUCUCAUCAGGUAACCAACUUUCAUUUCCAUAGCUCUUCCACCCCUACACUUCCGGAUGAAAUACCGAAACUCUGGACGAAGAAGGUCCAAGGGUUGAUUGAAUCAGCCCUAGCAUCUCAACAUGCCUCCUUUAGGCAAGAGAUAGAGCAAAUGGAAGCCAGGUACACCAAGCUGAUAGAGAAAUCUAAAGAGAAACACAACGCAGAUCUCAAAGAUAUAAGCAAGUCAGUGCACAAGACUCUAGAGAUCAUCUCUCUAUUGAGCAAAACUGUGAGCAACACGAUGGAGAUAUAUGCAUCUGACACUCAUCUUCAACUCAAGGAGAUUAACAAAGUCAAAGAGCAAAUAGCUAAUAUCACCGUCAGCCUACAAAAGCAAAUGUCUCUUCUCCAAAUGGACAUCAAAUCAGCUCUAGCAGUAUCUUCAGCAAAUCAAGUAGUGACCAAAGACUACUUGAAGGUGAUCAUUGACAAUCAGAAGGAAGCACAUAAACUGUUCAGACUUCUUGGCGCAAAGUCUGGAAAUCGCAAGAUGGAAGUAAUUCUUCAACAACACAGUCCAUCCUUGAUACCAAAACUCCCCAUUGCAGUCAAAGAAGGAGAAGUCUCUUAUAUCCCUUCUCAUCUGAACAUGACUAAUCUAAUCCUUGAAGCACAGCAAAGAAAUCCGGAGAACUCAGCGCAGCACCUAUCCAGCUCAGGAUUGGAUGGAACAGAGGCUAUAGGAACUGUUGCUGCUCACUUCUCAGAUGAUAACCAAACAGAGGAGAGACGCAACAAUAUAAGGCGCAUCAAAGAACUUUGUGGCAACAUGCAAGGUAUCAGUGAGGCUGCCAGAUCUUCAAAACGCAAAAGGAACUGAAGGUUCUUUUCAUCAAACCAGGGGGAAAGGGGAAUGUAGUUCAGGGGGAAAUUAACUAGUUUUGGCUAAUAAUUGUUUUUGGCUAUG
This is a messenger RNA of Cuscuta campestris, 3042 nucleotides long. The record is from the annotation of a GenBank genome assembly. NCBI's taxonomy places the organism in Eukaryota, Viridiplantae, Streptophyta, Magnoliopsida, Solanales, Convolvulaceae.